Enhydra lutris kenyoni (northern sea otter) is the source of this 4467-nucleotide messenger RNA. RefSeq names its product actin like 6B. Gene Ontology annotation, cellular component: NuA4 histone acetyltransferase complex; SWI/SNF complex. Bases 2818 to 4248 code for a protein of 476 amino acids. Gene Ontology annotation, molecular function: chromatin binding. The record is from RefSeq and is a predicted model, not a curated record. Gene Ontology annotation, biological process: nervous system development; regulation of transcription by RNA polymerase II. The transcript is spliced from 14 exons. Lineage: Eukaryota; Metazoa; Chordata; Mammalia; Carnivora; Mustelidae.
UAAAAUCUUAAAAAAACAAAAACAAAAACUAUGCAGUAGUUGCCCACUGAUUCCAUGAGAAGGGCCAAACUUCAUGACACACAGCCUGGGUCUUGUCCCCUCGCAGAACGCCUUCUACCCCCAAUCCAAGACGACUUCUUUGCCAGCUGGGAAAAUUCAGUUCCAUUUUCACAGGCUUAGUUUAAAAUUUGCCUACCCGACCACACUGUUGUUUGUGCCCCACUGCAAUGCUGGCUCCACUCCUAUUGCGGCCUUUUCUGGGCACUCACCACUUUCACUAGGGAGGGGCUCCCUGUGAAGCCAAGACUCUUGAUUUUUCUGGCAGAGGACUGGGGGAGAGCUCAUCGAGCAAGGAAUAGACCAUCACAAGAUGCCAAAUCACUUCCAAGGUGUGGGGUCUGGGGGUGCGGGCCCCACCACCUUUCACCUCAUUACCAGAUGUCCAUCUUUGGCCACCCUGAAUGUGGGCUUGGAAUGUGAGAACUUCCAGAUGAUUUUGUGGAAUUAAUUAUUUAACCCUCCAUCUUCCAGCAUAAACAUUAAACCCUAGGAGAGUCACAUCAACUUAUGUGAGCCAUGUUAUUCCUGGUGUCUAUCAGGCCCCUAGAGAACAUUUAUGAAAUGAAUAGAAGCAAGGUAACAUUUCCCCCAGGAUCAAUACUUUUCACACACCACAGUUCAAACCUCAGCUCUGUCAUUUACUAGCUGAGUGACCUUGGGCCAGUCACUUGAUCUCUCCAUGCCUGUUUCCCAUGCAAAGUGGGGAUGAUAGUCGGGUUAUUACAAGAGCUAAAUUACUUAACAUUUGUAAAGCACUUAUAAUGCUUUACAUCCAGGCACUGGAUGUUAUGUGUUUGCCAAAUCAAAAUAGAGUUUAAGUAUGAACGAGUUGGUCUCUGUCCACUUUUCCAGUCUCAUUUCUCCCUGACUCGGGUCUCUGCCACCAGCUCAUCUGCAACCCUCCUUCAAGCCAGAGCUUCUGACGUCUCUAGAACUUUGCACAUGCUAUUCUCUGUGUGGAAGACCCACCUUGUUCACCAGUGAAACCCUAUUCAUCCUUCACAAUUCAGCUCACACUUCACUUCUAGAAGCUUCCCUGGGCUCUCAGAGACAGGUAGCCCCUCCCUCCUCCAGGCCCUCACUUCCCCCAACUUUCGUGCAUGUCUGAACUCCCCAUUGCACCAAAACCCCUUGAGAGCGAGGAUAGAUCUUACGCAUCUUGGUACUCCCGUGCCUUGCACAAAGAUGUUUGCUGAAUCGAUGAGUGGAUGGUGAAAUGUAUUAGUAAUCUUUUACCUGAACUACAUAAAUAAUGCAACGGAAUCAUAAUACAACAGAAUGACCCAUGGAAAUUGGCCACAGUUGACUGGAAGGCAAAUCAAGUCCAGGGGUGUAAUCAGCCAGCUGUAGUUUCUCCACCAACCAUGAGAGGAAAAUUCAGUUCUCAUUACAACACUACCGAUUUCUAACUUAUGGAUAAUAGUAGUAAAGCCUCAAAAGCUCCCCGGGAACAUUCUCAGGACCAGUGUUUACUGAACAGUCCUGCAUGCCCAGCUCUUAGCCAGACACUUGAUUCUGGCAUCAGACUGUGUCCUCACUCCCAGCCAUCCUUCAACUAGGGAUGGAGAAGCUUGGACUGGGACACAGAAGUAUUAUGAAAUAAGGUCAUGUCUCAACUGGCUGAUCAGAGCUGUGAGUUAUAGCUCAGGCUCUGCCCCAGUUGGGUGUGUGACCCAAGACAGGGCUGGAUCCAUUAUCAGUGAGGUUUCUCCUGACUUGGGGCAGUCUCUGAAUCUGAGACCCGACUGGGUUAAGGGAUGGGUGACAGAGAAGUGAAGCAAUGUCAUUAAAUGUCAACAAAAGGAGAGGGGCAGGCCACGAAUAGAAUCACUUUCCACUGCAGUGUCCCCCUAAGCCUCACCUCAGCAAUAAUAAUCAUAAUAAUAAUUGUGGACGAUAAAGAAAUGCAGGUGCCGAGAGGUCAAGGGGCUCAUCCAGUCAUCCAGGUCUCAUUUAUAGAGGCCAAUAACUAAGUCUCUCAGGAAUAUUUCAGUUUCCCAAUAGAGUCAGCUUUCUCCCCUACAGCUCACCUCUCCCACUUAAGCGCGGACACCUCCAGUCUGAGGUGCCAGGCCUGGACUCCCAGCCAGUUUUGGGCAUGUGAAAUGCCAUUGUUGCCAAUGGGUAAUCAAUGAGCCAUCUUAAACCAUCUGUCCUUUGUGGGGGAGGGGCUGGCGAAGCCUCUUCCAGAAUGGGCAUCUGGUGAGCAGAGAAACUGCUGGGGCAUUGGCUGUCACAAGAUACCCUCUUCCUGUGCCAUCUAUGGUCUUUUGGGAGGGGGUGCUGAAACCCACCAUCCAUGGUCUUAGUGCUCCCCCCACCCUCAGCAAGUAGGUGGUAGUGCCCUCAAAACAAACGUAUUCAUAUGCAUAUACAUACACGCACAUACAUGCGUAUGCACACAUACCCUGACACGCAUAAACCCAUACAUUCAGGCACACAUCUACACAUGCUCACGUAAGAGUCUCUCAGCUAAGCCAGGCUGUUGGAGCUGCGCCUUCCCCUUUGCUAUUAAAACUGCUGUGGAGGUGGUAGCAGGCCAGGAAAAGAGCUGGGGAGAAAUAAUGAGGGAAGGAAGCUAAAGAUGGGUUAGCUGAGCACGGGUACACGUGUAUGUAUAGGGCCCACGCACCUGGGAUGGGAGAGGAAAAGAGGGGCCAUUAGAAAGACAAGGGUGGAAAGAAACUGGGAGAAGAUGGAGACACACCCCCUCCUGUACCUCUCCUUCUUCCCUUCUUCCUUUCCUUCCUUUGCCCUAUGAUUUCAUUCAGGCCUGAGAAUGGCAGAACCUUGCUCAGGAGCCGGAGAAUGGACAACUCUCCAGGACUAUGGUGCCCUCUCCUCCACCCCAUUUACAAAAGUAAGGGAGCAGGGCCCCCGUCAGUCAUCCCGCGGCGUCCUGGUCCAGAUGGACAAGGUUUCCAUCUCUUUCAUGAGGUGGGGGCGCUGGUCUUUGACAUUGGCUCCUUCUCAGUCCGCGCUGGGUACGCUGGAGAGGACUGCCCCAAGGCUGACUUCCCCACCACGGUGGGGCUGCUGGCCGCGGAGGAGGGGGGCGGGCUGGAGUUGGAGGGGGAGAAAGAGAAGAAAGGGAAGAUCUUCCACAUCGACACCAACGCCCUGCAUGUGCCUCGGGAUGGAGCGGAGGUCAUGUCGCCCCUCAAGAAUGGCAUGAUUGAGGACUGGGAAUGCUUCCGUGCCAUUCUGGAUCAUACCUACAGUAAACACGUCAAGUCUGAGCCCAACCUGCACCCAGUGCUCAUGUCUGAGGCCCCGUGGAACACACGGGCCAAGCGGGAGAAGCUGACAGAGCUGAUGUUCGAGCAGUACAACAUUCCUGCCUUUUUCUUAUGCAAGACGGCUGUGCUCACCGCCUUUGCAAACGGACGUUCCACGGGCCUGGUGCUGGACAGUGGGGCCACCCACACCACAGCCAUCCCAGUACAUGAUGGCUAUGUCCUGCAACAAGGCAUCGUCAAGUCUCCCCUGGCAGGGGACUUCAUCUCCAUGCAGUGCCGGGAGCUCUUCCAGGAAAUGGCCAUCGAUAUCAUCCCACCUUACAUGAUUGCAGCAAAGGAACCCGUACGGGAGGGCGCCCCUCCGAACUGGAAGAAGAAGGAGAAGCUACCCCAGGUUUCCAAGUCCUGGCAUAACUACAUGUGCAACGAGGUGAUUCAGGACUUCCAGGCCUCUGUGCUGCAGGUCUCAGACUCUCCCUAUGAUGAGCAGGUGGCUGCACAGAUGCCCACAGUGCACUACGAGAUGCCCAACGGCUACAACACAGACUACGGUGCGGAGCGGCUCCGCAUUCCAGAGGGCCUGUUUGAUCCCUCCAAUGUCAAGGGCCUGUCGGGGAACACCAUGCUGGGUGUGGGCCACGUGGUGACCACCAGCAUCGGCAUGUGUGACAUCGACAUCCGCCCGGGCCUGUAUGGAAGUGUGAUCGUCACCGGUGGGAACACGCUGCUCCAGGGCUUCACGGACAGGCUCAAUCGAGAACUUUCCCAGAAGACCCCGCCGAGCAUGCGGCUGAAACUCAUCGCCAGCAACAGCACCAUGGAGCGCAAGUUCAGCCCCUGGAUCGGGGGCUCCAUUUUGGCCUCACUGGGCACUUUCCAGCAGAUGUGGAUCUCCAAGCAGGAAUAUGAGGAGGGAGGGAAGCAGUGCGUGGAGCGGAAGUGCCCCUGAGGGCGCCCCCUCAACACCCACACGUCCUCCUGCCGCGCGCCGUCCGCCGAGGUGGGGUAGGGGACGCCAAAGGCGGGGAGAGGGUUUCCCGGCUCGGCCUCCGCCGGCGCAGAUCAAAACCCCCACCCUCCAAGCCCUCGUCUCUACCCCUCCCUUCUCGUCCGCUUAGAUUGUGAUGUUUCUGGGUUGAAAGGAGUAAAAAUGUUUUAAGAAAACAAA